This is a messenger RNA of Racocetra fulgida, 384 nucleotides long. The record is from the annotation of a GenBank genome assembly. Lineage: Eukaryota; Fungi; Glomeromycota; Glomeromycetes; Diversisporales; Gigasporaceae.
UUUGAUUCGGUUCGAUUUGAUAAAAAUAUGAAAGCUACUUCUUUUCAAGGUCUUUCACAACAAUAUUUUCCAUUAUCCGUACUUUAUCACGCUACCAUAACAAGGGAUUUGGAUUUUACCAAAUACAAUGAAGAUGCGACUGAAGAAAAAUUUACAAUACCUUUGUCAGUGGCUCUUCAUCCUUGGUUAAUGAUUCCGAUAGGAACUUGUUUGGAAAAACAUCAGGUAAUUAGGCAUAUUGAGAAAAUCGCCGCGGAAAUAAAAAAACAAAAAAAAGCACGGUUUGAUGAGGACAAAAUUUGGAUGGAUAAGCACAUGAAAAAACAUCGUGCUGUUUCAAACUAUUCAUGGGAAGAAUCAUUAGAAAGUAAAGACAAAGAAGAG